AUGGACAGACUACCCGAGGAAAUUGUCGUGGACAUUCUUGACCACCUCGAACCCAACGAUCUCAUCUCGGUUCAAAAGACAUGUACUACGUUGUCUAAGUCCGCGCAUGCCAAUCGCCUGUGGAGGAACAAGUGCUUUGAAAAGUCACCCAGUGCCUCGAUGAGAAGAAAUGCUGGUACUUUGACCGAUCUGACUUCUGCCUUGCAAGGUCUGACCUUAUCAGAUCGAACUCCCACCCCGAUACAUCAUGCAAGUGACUCGGACCGCUUGAUGCGAGAAAGCCCUCGGGCUCAAGCAAUUAAUCAAUGGGAUCAGUCUGCCAAAGACGAAACUGUCGAUUGGUAUUCGGAGUACAAAAGUCGAUAUGCACCUCUGAGCGCUGACUGGAUGGUCCAACCGUCCUCGAGGCAGCUUGAAAUCAAAGGGAUAACGACUCUCGGUGGGUCAGAACAUGCUGUUGGCUAUCUGGAAGAUGCUAGCAUUUGCAUCUGGGAUCUCAGCGAGAGCUCUACCGGUCGUAGGAAAAUAGCAGAGACCGGUCGUAGCAAACCUGGAGUCCUGUUCACAGAUGGCUACCAAGCGAGCGAGUCUUUGGUCGUCGACUGUGUCAGUACGUUUCCGUCUCAACAAAAGGCUUUUAUUGCUAUUGGCGAUAUAUUGAAUGAAGUCGACCUCAACACACUGAAGGUGGUAUCUCACUCAAAAUACGCCUAUCCAAUAACCGCAUUGUCACAGUCUACUGGGUUUGAUCUUCCGCUGACUGUUGGGACUCAAUGGAGUCUACAUAUCCUUGACCCCAGGCUUUCAGUGUCUACAAGCUCAAAGUCGCCUUCCGAUUUGGUCGAAGAAAUUCCUGCAGUGUCCGGAAAAUCGACAGCUAUACUUCCAGACUUCUCGCAGACCUCGAUAUUCGCUCCCUCGUCGAACUUUGGCCCAGCAGCACCAUUCACACCAGACCAUCAACCUCCUGCUUGGACUCCAAGGACAUCCAGUCUUCCGGCUUCCCACCAGCGGCAGAAUCCCCACUGGAUUGCAUAUGCUAGAGUAGAGCCGGGACCACUGUCGAUUCUACACCACGGACAAAAUGAGAUCCUACUUGCCGGCAGGUUCUCGAGCAUUUUAUCUUAUGAUCGCCGCUUCUUCCCACGACUCCAGUACGUCAUACACUCGGGAGGAAGUCUGUCGUCGCUUACCAGCAUUCCACACCCACCGGCAGGAUCCUCGGCAAACGUUUCCGGUGGAUCAACUCUGGUUGCUUGUGGUGAGUACAGAGGCCGAGGCUCACUAGAAUUAUACUCUCUUCCACAUACCAAGCCUGGGCAACCCGGUCUGAACGAAGACACAAUCUCGAGACAAUCAUCUGCCGAAGACAUACUCGAUCUGGGCAGGACACCAAGCACUGGCUCAGACGGCACUCUCUUCAGCUACAAGAAUAGGCAAGAGGCAGCGAGCUCCAAACUUCUAUCGGUCGCAUCCCACGGGACCAAAAUUGUGUUUUCCGAUUCAGAAGGGGGUCUCAAAUGGGUCGAGCGCGACGGUCGCAGCUUGAUCCGGAAAUGGAACCUCAACGAGUUUGAGGUCAGCGACACCGGAGCCGCCAUACAGGGAGACAAAGUGGCGCGUAAAAUCAUUCCUCUAAAGGGCGUCGACUCGGAAUGCGGACAGCGAGGCGAUGGGGAUUUGUUGAUAUGGACAGGCGAGAAGAUCGGUGUCGUCACCACAAAAGCGCAAUUCAUGGAUCACGAGGAAAUGGUCAAGGCGCUCGAAGAGGGCGAAGAUCCCAGCGAGCGGGAAGAGAGGGAGAAAGCCGAAGAAUAUUCCAAGACAAUGCGGCGGGCCUUGGAACGACAGGCCGAUGAGAGGAGGUGGAUGAGCCAGUUUCGACUUAAAAGGGGAUAUUUCUAG
Exophiala spinifera is the source of this 1905-nucleotide messenger RNA. RefSeq lists its product as uncharacterized. NCBI's taxonomy places the organism in Eukaryota, Fungi, Ascomycota, Eurotiomycetes, Chaetothyriales, Herpotrichiellaceae. The transcript has a single exon. The record is from RefSeq and is a predicted model, not a curated record. Gene Ontology annotation, molecular function: protein binding. The coding region runs from base 1 to 1905 and encodes 634 amino acids. Gene Ontology annotation, biological process: protein polyubiquitination.